Molecule: messenger RNA, 4382 nt
Organism: Pogona vitticeps (central bearded dragon)
Lineage: Eukaryota; Metazoa; Chordata; Lepidosauria; Squamata; Agamidae
Gene: SERBP1
Product: SERPINE1 mRNA binding protein 1
Cellular component (GO): nucleus; cytoplasm
Molecular function (GO): mRNA 3'-UTR binding
Source: RefSeq, a predicted model, not a curated record
UGUCGUUCUCGCCGGAAGAGAAGCGAGUUUCUUUGGGGGCCGGCCAUCUUGUGUGGGCAGCAAACGAACGCGCAGGGGGUGGGCCUGGCGCCUGGGCAGCAUCGGAGGAGGAUCCCACCGAAAGGGGCCCAUCAUGCCCGGACACCUGCAGGAAGGCUUCGGUUGCAUCGUUACGAACCGCUUUGACCAGCUCUUGGACGACGAAUCCGACCCCUUCGAGGUGAUCCAGGCGGCUGAGAGCCGCAAGAAAGAGAGCGCCGGCGGAGGAGGUGGAGGCGGCGGUGGAGGAGGCCACCAAGGCGGCCGUGGGGGAGGCGGCGGCGGUGGCGGGCAAGCGGCCCAGGCCAACUCUUCCUCGGGCGGCGGUUCGGGCCAGGCCGGCUCCGGUGGCGGGAGCGGCAGCGCUGCCAAACAGCUGCGCAGGGAGUCGCAGAAGGAGCGCAAGAACCCGUUGCCGCCCUUCGCCUCCUCCGCUGGGCCUGGCGGCGCUGGGGACCGGCGGGAGGAUGGCGGCGGGCAGCCCGGUUCCGCGCCCCUCAGAAAGGAAGGGAUAAGGCGAAUUGGCAGAAGGCCUGAUCAGCAGCAGCCUCAGGGCGAAGGCAAGCCUAUUGAGAGGAGGCAAGAGAGGCGGCCUCCUCGUGAACGACGAUUUGACAAACCUGCUGAAGAAAAGGGUGAAGGAGGAGAAUUUUCUGUUGAUAAACCAAUUAUUGAUCGUCCUAUGCGUGGCCGCGGUGGCCCAGGUGGGCGAGGUGGCCGUGGUGGCAGAGGUCGUGGCAUGGGCAGAGGUGAUGGCUUUGACUCCCGAGGCAAACGUGAAUUUGAUAGGCAUAGUGGAAGUGACAGAUCUUCUCUUUCACAUUCACAUUUCAGUGGUCUGAAGCCUGAAGAUAAGCGUGGUGGAAGUGGAUCGCACAACUGGGGAACUGUCAAAGAUGAGCUAACUGACUUGGAUCAAUCAAAUGUGACAGAGGAAACACCUGAGGGGGAGGAGCAUCCACCCGCUGAUUCAGAGAAUAAAGAGAAUGAAGUAGAAGAAGUCAAGGAAGAAGGGCCUAAGGAAAUGACUCUGGAUGAAUGGAAAGCUAUUCAAAAUAAGGAUCGUGCAAAAGUUGAAUUCAACAUCCGGAAACCAAAUGAAGGUGCUGACGGACAAUGGAAAAAAGGUUUUGUUCUCCAUAAGUCAAAGAGCGAGGAGACAAAGGGGAUGACAGAGAUGCAAGGGAGUCAGCUGGAAUCCAAUGAGUCUCACGCUGAAGACUCUGUAAUGGAUCAUCAUUUCCGCAAGCCGGCAAAUGAUAUCACAUCCCAGUUGGAGAUCAAUUUUGGAGAUCUUGGUCGUCCUGGACGUGGUGGGAGAGGUGGAAGAGGUGGCCGUGGCCGUGGGGGAAGGGCUAAUCGUGGAAGCAGAACUGACAAGUUGGUGAAGGAGUUUGAUGUGAUCCAUGCACCCAACCAGUCAAGUGCUUCUGCUCCUGAUGUUGAUGAUCCAGAAGCUUUCCCAGCUCUGUCCUAAACUGGAUGCCCUAAGCCAACCCAGCCCUUUGUUGGGCUCUCCUCUUCAAGGCUUGCAUGCUUAAGGAUCCUAAAAAACAACUUAAGAAAUUUAAAAGGGGACUCAUUCAUACCAUUCACACCUGAAGACUGAAUUUUAUCUGUUUUGAAAAUGAACUUCUCUUGCUACACAGAAGCAACAAUAUGGUAGUCAGUUUUGUAUUUAGAAAUGUAAUGGUAGCAGGGAUGUUUUCAUAAUUUUUUUUCGGAAAUUAUGCAUUCUUCAUGGAUACUUUUUUGUAUUGCUGCUUGAAAAUAUGCGUUUCCAAACUUGAAAUAUAGGUGUGAACAGUGUGUACCAGUUAAAAGUUUUCACUUCAUUUGUUUUUUUUAAGUUAGACUUAUAGAUGUGUUUUCCUUGAACUACAAUUUUAAUUCUCGCACACUAUCUUCCUUUUAAAACUGCUUAGCAGAUUGUUUUCAGUCCAUGGUCAGCUGGGAUAUGUACAGAAAAUAGUUUGGAAAUUAUUAGUACUGUGUGGAAUACUAAUUUCUGGAUUAUUUGAGUUUUUAAUACUUAAAUUUGAACUUGGAAAAGUCCAUUUUCUUCUAUCUUUGGUAAUCUCUGUAUUCAAAAUCUUUAUACAAAAUUGAUAUCAGAUACUUGAAAAAUAGUCAAAGCACAUUGGUUUAUAUUCUCCAUACCUGCUUAUGAAUCUAGAAGCUCUGUUUGGAUAAUUGGUCGAAGCCAUUUUUUAAACAAAGUUACACCUCCCAUAUUCACCCUUUUAAUCUUAUUCCCUUCUUUUUUCUUCAACAAAAACUAAUUGUCUGUUUGGUAAACUUCUUUUAAAGUUGUUAAUAUUGUUGCUACCAAAAAUACCUUGUAGACUGGAGCAGUCUUUUUUUCAAGACAUGAGAGGUUGGGAAGGGAGUGGCAUCUAUUUCUUAAUACAGUUGUUUGAAAGUACAUUGAUAUUUGUCUGGCAGUGCAGUAUAUCUACGUACAAAAGCACCAGCACUGGAUGCAUUGAAAUGCUGUUCCAUUAGCUGGAACUGUGAUCCUAAAGAAGAAACCAAAGGGCACUGUGUACUGCUUGGGAGGAGUAUUAUUUGACUUGUGUAAGUUGGAGGACAAAAGAGCAUCAAAAUGGGACAACUGUGCUCUCCGUGGGACAUAAACCAGAACCUCAACACCUAAAUGAAAUGUUGUGGAUUUUGCUCUGUUGCUUCAACUUCUGGUCUCUACUAACUGACAAGUGAAUGUUUUAUUUGCAGAGGGUGAUUGUAAGAAGUUCUCCUUCCCACUGUAGACAUUUCUUAAAGUUUAGCUUAAUCCCUGUGAACAAGAAUGUUACCACUUUCAAAACACAAGGACUUGAGAAGAGCAAAUAAUAAUAAAAAAGACUACUUAGGCUUUUUGUCUCCCAACAUUUGUUAGGAGGCUAGUGUAGGAAUAUCCAUUUAUUUAAGGUAUUAAAGCUUGGAACAUUUGUGGAUUUUCUUAAUGAGGUGGAUGGAUGAUAAUGAUGCCCCUAUUUUUAGAAACAGGACAGGCAAAAUUAUUGGAAAAGUGAAUAGUAAAUUCCUUACUUGCAGUGUUCUACUGGCUUGCAUUAUCAGAAAUAUUUCUAUCACCAUUUGUUUACACGUGUAAAGAUUACUGUAUUAGAAUGGACUCACAAUACAUUCAACUUUGCAACAUUGUAGUCAGGAAGACGGGAAGAUUUUUGCAGCAUUGUAGUCUGGAAGAGAGAUUUUUUUUAGGUGUUAAUGGUUUUGCCCGAAGGGAUAUUUUUAAGAUGGUGGACCCUUUUUUCAAAGUUUUGGGUGCUUCCUGUUGAGCACUCCUGUUUUGGAGGUAAUUGAUUUCCUUGGGUCAACAUGUGCAUAUGUUUUCAGUAGAGUUUUUCCCCCCACCAUCCAUAUUUCAUAGCACAGAAUGUCUGAAGACAUUGGAUGUUUGUUGUAUCCUUAAAAACAUUUUAUCAUGUUACCGCUGUAAAAGUAUUCUGGUCCACAAAGACAUCCAUCCUGAAUAUGUCUUUGCUGUUCUUUCCAUUCUCUUUUCUUACUGUUACCUUUUUAGGCUAGCGAUGGUCUUUUAUACCUGAAACCACAAUCCAUUUGCCCACAUUAUUCCUGAAAGCCAUGUCAGAUUGAUCCUUGACACAUCUUUCCCUCAUCUUACAACAUAUUUCUAAGACAGUUUUAGGAAAGCCUUUUAGAGAUGGCCCAUUUUCUGUUCUUUUGUGUACUUAAUUUGUGUCAAGCUGUGAAAAGAUAUUCUUUAGUAUUGGUGCGCAUUAACAAAAUAAAGGUUUAUUUUCAUGCUCUUUUAUAAAAAUGUCAUGAAAAUUGGCAUUAUGAAUGCCUCUAAUGCCAGGCAUCUUGCCAGCUUUCUGGGUUACAGAUCCCUAAAUACUGUUCCUGCUAUAGUCUCAUUCUUAGUCUAUUCUCAGUGGUGGGCAUAGCUUUGGCAAAAUACAUACUGGUAAAGUUAAUUAUAGUAUGAGCUAUUAAAUGAAUUUGACUUUCUAUCUCAUAUUCUUUUGCUUGCUUAUCCUGUUGCUACACCAUUGCAUCUAGGAGUGACUUCUCUUAAAAAGGGCCAGUGUUGAAUAUAAAUUGGUUGACUUAUUUUAAUGUUUGAGCAUGGAAGUUCAUCUUGUAUUAACUGAUCUGACUGGCAGAAAAGUUAACGAAAUGAGUGAAGGAAAACAGCACAAGGCCUACCGAGGUAAAUCUAAGGAACAAAAUUAUGUUUAUUGUGAAUAUACAUCGUUCUGUUGAACGGGUAUUGCAUCUGAUGGUUAAGUAUUGCCCUAUGAGAUUCACUUUCAUACCAUACCUGUUGACUUAAUAAAAACAGGACUGAUGUUUCUGGC